AUGUCAGAUACAGAAAAUCUCAAUUCCAAGGAUAUUCUUCGAAAUUACUUGGAGAAAGAAUUGUUCCAGGUUAUUACAAAACAACAAUUCCGCUCUCUCUUUAAUAAAGUAGCGCGUCGCUCAGUUGACGACUCUAUGGUGAAUGAAUUGUUUGCUUUGUUGAACCAACAAAAAAAUCGAGUCAUCAAUAAACGCAUUGAUGAUAAUAUUGAAAACUUGAAGCUUGUCAGUUACUACGAUAGUAAGCAUGUGGUUGAAACGAGUAAGAUUAGUGAUGACGAGUUCUCCAAAUUGGUAGCAUCCAUGAUGCUUUUAGAUAACUCAUUACGAGAAGAUAUUACUCAAGUGGAGAGUGAAUGCAAAAAUCAAUUGAAGGAAAUUAAUAGGAUAGUUGAUAAGUUGCAGAAAUGUAAAUGCGAUUCGUCAGAUAAUGAUAAAUCUCUUGGGAAACUACAAAAAACGUUAGAAUCUAUAGAAGGAGAACUCUUGAAAUGA
Brettanomyces nanus is the source of this 495-nucleotide messenger RNA. RefSeq lists its product as uncharacterized. The transcript has a single exon. The coding region runs from base 1 to 495 and encodes 164 amino acids. Gene Ontology annotation, cellular component: kinetochore. Lineage: Eukaryota; Fungi; Ascomycota; Pichiomycetes; Pichiales; Pichiaceae. The record is from RefSeq and is a predicted model, not a curated record.